UAUGUCUUCUGAAUCCAGCUAUGUUUCGCUUCACACUGGGCAAAAGAUGCCACUUGUAGGAUUGGGUACUUGGAAGAGUGAAGCUGGACAGGUAAAGGAGGCAGUAAAGUAUGCCCUCAGUGUAGGCUACAGACACAUUGAUUGUGCUACAGCUUAUAGCAAUGAGGCAGAGAUUGGUGAAGCUUUCCUGGAGACUGUUGGGGAUGACAAGACUGUUAAGAGGGAAGAACUGUUUGUGACAUCAAAGUUGUGGAAUACCAAGCAUCACCCGGAAGAUGUGGAGCCAGCCUUGAAGAAGUCCCUGGACGAUCUGAAGUUGGACUUCUUGGACCUUUACCUCAUGCAUUGGCCACAUGCCUUUGAACAGGGAGACAACCUGUUCCCCAAGAAUCCUGAUGGCACGAUGCGUUAUGAUUACAUUGACUACAAAGAAACCUGGAAAGCCAUGGAGAAGUUGGUUGCAAAAGGCCUUGUGAAGGCCAUUGGAUUAUCCAAUUUCAAUAGCCGCCAGAUUAAUGAUGUCCUUAGUGUAGCUUCUGUCAAGCCAGCUGUGCUACAGGUAGAAUGUCACCCUUACCUAGCCCAGAAUGAGCUGAUUGCUCAUUGCCACCACCGAGGCCUGGUGGUAACUGCUUACAGCCCUCUUGGUUCACCUGACCGUAUGUGGAAGCACCCAGAUGAGCCAGUACUGCUGGAGGAACCAAGCAUCAAAAAGCUGGCUGAAAAAUAUAGUAAAUCUCCUGCUCAAAUCCUUCUCAGAUGGCAAGUGCAGCGCAAGGUGGCCGUCAUCCCCAAGAGUGUGACUCCUGCACGCAUAUUGCAGAAUCUCCAGGUGUUUGACUUCAGCCUGACCGAAGAAGAAGUGAGCUAUAUUGGAAACCUGAAUAAGAACUGGCGAUACAUUGUGCCAAUGGUCACGGUGGAUGGCAAACUGGUAGCAAGGGAUGCUGGACACCCUCUCUAUCCUUUCAAUGAGCCCUAUUAACUCCUGCAGUCUUUAAGACAAAAGAUGAAA
This is a messenger RNA of Euleptes europaea (tarantolino), 1015 nucleotides long. It is a transcript of the gene AKR1A1, whose product is annotated as aldo-keto reductase family 1 member A1. Bases 2 to 985 code for a protein of 327 amino acids. Gene Ontology annotation, molecular function: aldose reductase (NADPH) activity. Gene Ontology annotation, biological process: aldehyde catabolic process. NCBI's taxonomy places the organism in Eukaryota, Metazoa, Chordata, Lepidosauria, Squamata, Sphaerodactylidae. The transcript has 8 exons. Gene Ontology annotation, cellular component: cytosol. The record is from RefSeq and is a predicted model, not a curated record.